Molecule: messenger RNA, 1142 nt
Organism: Wyeomyia smithii (pitcher-plant mosquito)
Lineage: Eukaryota; Metazoa; Arthropoda; Insecta; Diptera; Culicidae
Product: methionine aminopeptidase 1D, mitochondrial
Exons: 4
Coding region: 90-1031 (313 amino acids)
Biological process (GO): proteolysis
Molecular function (GO): metalloaminopeptidase activity
Source: RefSeq, a predicted model, not a curated record
AUUUCAUAAAACACGAAUCGGUGCUAUCGAUUGACAUAAACAAAAACAGCUGAUCCAACUCCUUUUUCAACAAAUUUGUUUGCCGCAACAUGCGAUUGCUAACCAGAUAUUGUGAUUUUAAAAUAUUAGGAGGAAAACGUUCGUUUUUCGGCAGGAAGAAGUACGAUCUAGGAACAUGCAACCUUGUCGAACCAGGGAUAAUUUCGCCGGAAAGAGCGGUUCCUGACCACAUCGUUAAACCGGAUUAUUACUUUGGUUACAAACCACCGGGCUCGGAUGAUGGACAGCCGGAAAUAAAAACUGUGGACCAAAUUCACGGCAUGCGAGAAAGUUGCCGGCUAGCUGCAAAUAUACUGAAAAAGACUUGCGAUAUCACGAAGGAAGGCCUAACUACCGAUGAAAUCGAUGCUUAUGUGCACAACGAAGUAAUCAAAGCAAAUGCCUAUCCAUCACCGUUACGAUAUAUGGGAUUUCCGAAGUCGGUUUGCACAUCGGUUAACAAUGUGGCAUGCCACGGAAUUCCAGAUGAUCGUAAACUCAUGAACGGGGAUAUAAUUAAUAUAGACAUAACGGUUUACUAUAAGGGAUAUCAUGGAGAUUGUUCUAGGACAGUUCUGAUAGGCAACGUCGACGAACGAGGGUGCCAUCUGGUGAGUUCUACGGAAGCAAGUCUCAACGAGGCUAUUCGAUGCUGUGGUCCAGGACAAGCUCUGUGCGUUAUAGGAAGGACGAUUUCGAGGUUCGCCAAGCGCAGAAAGUUAACUGUGAUGCCGGCAUUUUUGGGACACGGUAUCGGAAGCUACUUCCACGGUCCACCUAAUAUAUUUCAUUUUAAAAAUGACUACCCAGGUACAAUGCUGCCCGGUAUGACAUACACCAUCGAGCCAGUUUUGACGCUGGGUGACAUAGAGGCAGAGGUACUUGAAGACGGCUGGACCGCUGUAUCGGUUGACAACGCUAGGAGUGCCCAAUUCGAACAUACAAUUCUGAUUACCGAGGAUGGUUGUGAAGUGCUCACUCUGCCGGAUUAGUCAACCGAAAAUAUCGAAAUGAAUUCUAUUGCUCAUAAUGUUCAUAGUUCUAAGAAUAUUGUAUUAACUACAAAAAAAAUUCAAGCCUUGUCGAAAACUCAAAGUAGAUUA